This is a messenger RNA of Drosophila gunungcola (fruit fly), 2986 nucleotides long. RefSeq names its product transmembrane protease serine 9-like. Gene Ontology annotation, molecular function: serine-type endopeptidase activity. The record is from RefSeq and is a predicted model, not a curated record. Gene Ontology annotation, biological process: proteolysis. Lineage: Eukaryota; Metazoa; Arthropoda; Insecta; Diptera; Drosophilidae. The transcript is spliced from 13 exons. The coding region runs from base 35 to 2695 and encodes 886 amino acids.
ACCUGUUUAAGGAUUGGAAACAAUAGUAUGACUUAUGGGGAUACCAGCACCGAGAGAUAAUCUGGAAAUAUAUUAUGCUGCUUGGCCGCCGCACUGUUCAUCAGUUGUCGAUGAGUCCGUUCAGAUGAGGGGCGUUAUAAUAGCGAUCGCAGCACUCGUCAUCUGGGUAUUCUGCCUUCAGGUCACUGCUGAAUAUUUGGAAGAUUACUGCGGCUUUGCUGGCGGCAUCAGCCUAAAAGUUUCAGGUGGCCAGGACGCGAUAAUAAAUUCAAACCCAUGGAUGGCCUUUAUUCACUCCUCCACUGAACUAAUAUGUGGAGGAACCCUCAUCACCCGCCGUUUUGUCCUCACUGCAGCGCACUGUGUUAAUGAAGGAAUGGCAGUAAAGGUUCGCCUUGGAGAGUACGAUGAAACUACCACAGUGGACUGCGUUAAUGGAGACUGCAUACCGGUAGCCGAGGAGUUCAAUGUAGACAUGGGCAUCCGGCACGGAAAGUUUUCUGAGGAGGGAAACCAGCACGACAUCGCUCUCCUUCGCCUUGAUCGAGCAGUCACGUAUAAAAGACACAUUAAGCCCAUCUGCAUCAUCCUGGACACCUCGGAUAAGACCGCAUUUGAGAGACUUGAGUGGUUUGUGGCCAUGGGCUGGGGCGAGACCAAAUCGAACCGAAAGAAGGGGCCACUCAAGACCGUGAUUCUCCAGCGUUUCAAUAACGAGCGCUGCUGGGAAUCUUUCACCAGGCUGGUGCACGAGAACCAAUUCUGUGCCGGCAGCCGAGAAGGCGAUACCUGCAACGGUGACUCCGGCGGACCGCUCAUCCGGCACGUGACCCACAUGGGCAUGCUCAAAGCCGCCCAGUUCGGAGUGGUCAGCUAUGGGAGCAGGGAUUGCACUGGCAUCGGGGUCUACACGUCCGUGAUGGACUACGCCGAUUGGAUCGCCACCGUGGUGAGGAUGAACACCGAUACGGCGGCACCAAGAAUGCCGAGAACUUACUGCAAUGAGUUCAGUAGCCAGGAAUCCGUUGAAAUGAUGACUUUAUCGGCAUGGCUUGUCAUCGUCGUCUGCCUGAUCCUCCAGCAGCAGGAGGUGAUCGGUCCCUACUUCCUGUACCCGAACUGCGGGUUGUCCUAUGAGUCCAAUGUGUCUUCUAGAAUAGUUCGCGGAACGGAAGCGAGAAUUAAGUCAGCUCCUUUUAUGGCGUAUUUGGUCUUAAACUCCAGCCUCCAUUGUGGCGGAACGAUCAUUAGCCAAAGAUACAUCCUUACGGCCGCCCACUGCAUGGUUCCCCAACUAAAGGUUCGCCUGGGAGAGCACGAUAGUACCACGAAUCCCGACUGUCAGCGCGGGAUUUGCAAUCCUCCUGCUGAGGAGUUCGACAUCCAGGCGGCAACCAAACACCGAGCCUUCGGUGCAGCGUUAACCCACGACAUAGCUCUGCUUAAACUGACCAGAAACAUCGUGUUCAAUGUUCACAUCCAACCCAUCUGCCUGCUCCUCAAUCCGGCGGCCACUCCCAUUGCGACCGAGCUGCAGGCCUUUGGGUGGGGCAGAACCGCCACCCAGCACUCCUCCACCGUGCUCCAGACCACGAGGCUAGCCUGGUACGCCAAUAGCUACUGCCAAAAGAGGCUUCCGCUGCUCCCAGUCACCCAGAAUCAGAUUUGCGUGGGGCUCCUGGGUUCGGACACCUGCAAGGGCGACUCCGGGGGUCCGUUGGUGGUCAAGGUGAACUACGACGGACAUGCCCGAAACUUGCAACUGGGCAUUGUGAGUUACGGCGAGGAUUAUUGCCAAAAACCGCCAGUUGCAAUGAGUUCAGUAACUGAGAAAUCGUCUCUCGAAAUGCUAACUUUAUCGGCGGGGAUUGUUAUUGGCGUCUGUCUGAUCCUCCAACAGCAGAAGACGGAGGCAGCCCACUUCCUGAACCCCAUCUGCGGGGUAUCCUAUGAGUCCUUUUUGGGGACCAGGAUCACGAACGGAAAAGAAGCAGUUCUUAGAUCGGCACCGUUUAUGGCGUACUUAACUCACAACAACAAGUUUCAUGGCGGUGGAUCGAUCAUCAGCUCAAGAUACAUUCUAACGGCCGCCCACUGCCUUCUGACAAAUCUGAAGGUGCGCCUAGGAGAACACGAUAUCACAACGAUUCGGGACUGUCAGGGAACUAUUUGCAAUCCAGCAUCAGAGGAAUACGACAUUAUAGCUGCAUUCAGGCAUCGGCACUUCAAUAACAUAACCUUGGCACACGACAUAGGUUUACUCAAACUACACAGAAGCAUCAAUUUUAAUGAACACAUCCAGCCUAUAUGCCUGCUUCUUAAUCCGGCAAGUGCGAGUUAUGUGCGUGAGUUCCAGGCCUUCGGCUGGGGAUUAACCGCAUUUAACCAACAUGCCACAGUGCUCCAGACCACGGUGCUCACCCGAUAUGACAGCAACUACUGCCGAAGGGCCCUGCUAGCGCCAGUAACGGAUAACCAAAUUUGCGCAGGGUUUGACGAUACGGACACCUGUGAGGGUGACUCCGGCGGACCGCUGGUGACCAAACUGGACAUCGACGGAGUCAACCGCUACGUGCAGCUGGGCAUCGUGAGCUUCGGCCCAACGAAGUGCAGGAGUCCAGCCAUCUACACGUAUGUGCCGAAUUACAUUCGGUGGAUCCAGCAGACGAUGCGGGCACAUGAUUCAAUCCAUUAAAUUGAAUGUGGCAAAAAAAUCUUAAAAUUGGUAAUAAAUAUAUAAACAAAAAUAAACUGUUUAAUGCAGCCAUUUUUUCAAAUCUGAAGUAAUAAUAUUACAAUAUGUCAAAUAAUGUAUUAAUUUGUAUCUUUUAUUUAAUUGUGCUGAUCUUAUUUGGCACAUCAAGCUUUUGAAAUAGGAGGUCUGGUUUUUGUGUUGACGUUAAGACGAACAAUCUUUGCACAGAUCCCUUGUAAAAUUCUACUGUGUUGUUUAAAGAAUAAAGAAUAUGUCAAUGUGUGUACUGUA